Physella acuta is the source of this 1259-nucleotide messenger RNA. Its product is annotated as dnaJ homolog subfamily C member 27-like. Gene Ontology annotation, molecular function: GTPase activity; GTP binding. NCBI's taxonomy places the organism in Eukaryota, Metazoa, Mollusca, Gastropoda, Physidae. The record is from RefSeq and is a predicted model, not a curated record.
AUGUGGCGGAUAUGCAUUUUUUCCAUCGAUAUCAAAGUAUAUUACAAGUACAUUAGUAGAUCUACAAGUGUUAAAACUAAACCAUUUUCAAAACUAAUUUAGGGUACAUUUUUUUAAUAAAAAAAAUAUGAGACUUAAAUAUGUAAUCUAGCAAAUAAACGAAAAUGAUUUUGACAGGAAAGAGAUUCUAGUUAAAAUUUCAUCUAUUCUGGUUGGUGUAACAAUCUAACAAUGUCGCAAAGUACAAAGAUGAAAGGCAAGUCUCCCCUGAGGAUAAAAAUAAUUAGCAUGGGGAAUGCUGAAGUUGGAAAGAGCUGCAUCAUUAAAAGAUACUGCGAAAAGAGAUUUGUCAAUAAAUAUUUGGCCACAAUUGGAAUAGAUUAUGGUGUUACAAAGGUCUCACUGAAGGACAGAGAUAUAAAAGUGAAUAUUUUUGACAUGGCUGGACACCCCAUUUUUUAUGAGGUCCGGAAUGAGUUUUAUAAAGACACACAAGGUGCAAUAUUGGUGUAUGACGUCAGCGACAAGGCCAGUUUCACGUCACUGGACUACUGGAUGGAGGAGCUGACCAAUGAGAUUGGAAACAAAUCCGAGCUGGACAGCAUUGUGGUCUGUGUCUGUGGAAACAAGACUGACCUAAAGAGGCAAGUGGAUGAAUCAGAAGGACAGCUGUGGGCGGACGCCAGGGGCUUUCAUUUCUUUGAGACAUCAGCUUUAACAGGGGAGGGAAUCAGUAAUUUAUUUCAGGUUUUGUUUGAAGGAGUGGUUAGGACGUGUGAGAACGGAGGCCGACGUGAGCCAACCACAACACAGCUGGGGUACACCAAGGAGCAGAUUGAGGCCAUACAGAGGUUGAAAAAUGCCAAGAAUGAUUACGAGAGGCUGGGUCUCAUCCAAGGGGCGACAAAGGAUGACGUCAACAGAGCCUACAGAAAACUGGCAGUUCUCCUCCACCCUGACAAGAGCGUUGCCCCCGGCAGCGAAGACGCCUUCAAGCUCCUGGUCUCAGCCCGGACUGCUCUGUUGAAAAGAUGCUGAUGUGCUCUCUUACUUCACAAUGAUGCUGCUGAUGUUCUCUUUCUUCACAGUGAUGUUGUGAGACCUGGGCUGCAUUGGUCAGGCUUUACUACUUGGCUGUCUUUUUAGAUUGGAAUCAGAUGACAUUAGAGUUUUCUUGGGGAUAAAGUGAUUGUGAUAUUACGCUACGCAGCCAGAUCAAUAUGUCGACCUGUCUGACACGUCUCUGCUUAUGUAUUUUA